AUGCACCCUGAGCGCAACGCUGGGCGUAGGCGGGCAAGGGUGAAAAAUCUCACACGCCUCAUCGAUCAGUCACCCCCAAACACUGUUUUAUACUCCGACGCCGCUAGACACCGCUUCCGCGAUUUCACAGUCGGAGCAGUGGUGAACAAUGACCACGACAUAGUAGCCUCAAUUAGCGUACCUAGCAAGAAAGUAUCUGAGGGCGAAGAGUGCGCCGUCGCUCUGGCGAUUGCCCACGCUGCUGUAAACCUUCCUCAUGCAGAUGUUAUUCUAAUUAUUACGGAUUCACAGGACGCCUGUCGAGCCUUCACACGUGGUAUCGUCUCACAACACACACACCGCAUUUUGAACACUGCAUUCCACACACCACACAGGUUCCGACUUGUCUGGACCCCUGGGCACGCCUCUCUCCCCGGUCAUGACUGCGCACAUGCAGCUACCCGAGCGCUAACUAACCGGGAACCGGAGGAAGAGCUGUCCAACCCAGAUGAGCGGGACGCGAACACGGAACUUCUAGGAUAUCGAGACACUCUGGAUUACUAUAGGCGAGAACGCCUACGGUACCCUCCACCACACCAUACGCUGACCCGAGAAGAUGCGACCGCGAUGCGGCAACUGCAGGCCAACACUUUCCCCAACCUACACUUCCUCCACAUCCUCCAUCCAACUUCCUACCCUGACAAAUGCCCUGGCUGCGGUGCGGUACCGACGUUAUUUCACCUAACGCUGGAAUGUCAGCGUCCACCAGCCAGGCGCUCUCCCAUCUCCUCUCCUAUUCCAACCCUGCAAGACUGGGAGGCCAUGCUGCGUGACGGAAGCCCGAGCGGCCAGCGGGCGUUGGUCCGUCGGGCACGAGACGCGGCAGCGGCUGUUGGCGCUCUGGACUGA
Molecule: messenger RNA, 888 nt
Organism: Rhipicephalus sanguineus (brown dog tick)
Lineage: Eukaryota; Metazoa; Arthropoda; Arachnida; Ixodida; Ixodidae
Exons: 1
Coding region: 1-888 (295 amino acids)
Molecular function (GO): nucleic acid binding
Source: RefSeq, a predicted model, not a curated record